Molecule: messenger RNA, 968 nt
Organism: Leucoraja erinaceus (little skate)
Lineage: Eukaryota; Metazoa; Chordata; Chondrichthyes; Rajiformes; Rajidae
Product: melanocyte-stimulating hormone receptor-like
Exons: 1
Coding region: 15-968 (317 amino acids)
Biological process (GO): G protein-coupled receptor signaling pathway
Cellular component (GO): membrane
Molecular function (GO): melanocyte-stimulating hormone receptor activity
Source: RefSeq, a predicted model, not a curated record
AACAUUUGCUGAAUAUGGAUACCACGACGUUAGCUCCACAUGGAUCCGUACAAAAGGAUCUUUCGUCUCAUUGGUUGCCGAAGAAUGCCAACAAUUCUUACAAUAUUUCCUCUUUGCAAUGUAAAGAAAUCGAUAUUCCAGAGGAGAUCUUCUUAACACUUGGUCUUCUCAGUUUUUUGGAAAAUAUGCUGGUUAUCAUAGCUAUUGUUAAAAACCGGAAUUUGCAUUCUCCGAUGUAUUAUUUCAUUUGCUGCCUGGCUGUGGCAGAUAUGUUGGUCAGUGUGAGUAAUACAAUAGAAACAAUUGUUAUUAUUCUAAUGGAGAAACAAGCGAUGGUUGUGCAGAACUACACCCUUAAACACAUAGACAAUCUAAUAGAUCUGAUGAUCUGUACCUCAAUGAUAUCGUCACUCUCCUUCUUGGCUGCCAUUGCAGCUGACAGGUACAUCACUAUAUUUUACGCCUUACGAUAUCAUGUCAUUAUGACCACUCGGAAUGCUGCCAUCAUCAUUGUUGGAAUCUGGAUAGUCAGCAGUGUCUCGAGCAUCUUAUUCAUCGUCUACUCGGAGAGUGGCGCGGUCAUUAUCUGCCUCAUUUCCUUCUUCUUUGCAAUGUUGUUGAUCAUGGGUGGCAUGUACUUCCACAUGUUUACUCUUGCUCAAAGUCACACCAAGAAGAUGAUGAUGCAACGGAAGAAGAGAACUGCCCACCAAGCUGCCAACAUGAAAGGAGCCAUCACACUGACAAUAUUGCUGGGACUCUUUCUCAUUUGCUGGAGUCCCUUCUUCCUCCAUCUUCUGCUCAUCAUCAGUUGUCCUAACAACCCCUAUUGUCUGUGCUUCACUUCCCACUUCAACAUGUUCCUGAUUCUCAUCAUUUGCAAUUCGGUCUUUGAUCCCAUCAUCUAUGCAUUAAGAAGCCAGGAACUACGCAAAACCGUAAAGGAAAUUGCUUUCUGUUCUUGGUAG